GUUCAUGAGAUACUGACAUAGAGAGAGAGCAGAAUGUCCAGUUUCAGAUGGGUUAAAAUGUCACUAUUUCUGGUGUUGCUUCAUUUGACAGCAGUGACUGGACAAUACUCUCCCGUCGUUGUCAGAGAUGGAGAUGAUGUCACUAUACCUUGUGAAAAUGUGAGAUACAACCAGAAUGACUGUGAAUAUACAAAUUGGCUCGUCAGUGGUGCAGGAAACACACCAUCAGUGGAGCUGGUUGCACGUGGGCAAAUUGGAGAAACCGCCAUGACUAAACCAGACAAACUGAGUGUUACAGCGAACUGUUCCCUGGUGAUAAAGAAGGUCACAGUUGAGGAUGUUGGCCGUUACAGCUGCAGACAGUUAAACAGAUCAGGAGAACAACAAGGUCAAGAUGCUCGUGUCUAUCUGUCUGUUCUUCACUUGGAUGAAUAUAGGGAUCAUGAAAAGGUGUUACUCUCCUGCUCUGUGUCGACAUACGCAUGGUGUUCACAGAGAGUGAAUUGGCUGUUUAACGGUAAAGAUGUGGAUAUAAAAGAUGUCAGCAUAUCACAGACUGACUGCUUGGCAAGUGUGCACUUUAAGACUUCGCAUUACAUUUACACGUCAAGGUAUGAAUCGUUUGUGUGUGAAGCGACUGAUAUUUACACUGGAAAAGUGCUGCAGUUUACCUUCAGCCAUCAGUCGUCAGGUGAUGAUACAACAGUGAGAACAGAUGAAAAUAGUUAUUCUACAUCUGCAAACGAUACAACAAAAUCACAAGGUUGGUGGAGGUUAGUAAUUUUGUCUGUGGGUUUAGCAGCACUCUUAACAGCUGUUGUGGCUGUCAACAUGUGGACGAGAACUAAACGGAACACAACACAGACAAAUGAAAACACUGUGCACAAUGAAGAAGAUGAUGGUGCACCUAACUAUGAAAACCCGGGAGACAGUUAUGUCUCUGUCCACUGAUCAGAAUGUGUUUAUGUUGGCUUGUAUUGAAAUGUUUGGCCAAGUACAGACACCAGCUAGCGGCAAGCGCUUUAACCUGACAAUGUUUCAUUUUGUAAUAUUGUCAAGUCUCUCACAGAAAUUACUUCAUACUUUUGCAAACUCUGUUUUCUACUCACAUAUGUGAGCACAAAUAACCCUAAAGGUGUAUUUGCAUUUUCAUGGUAAAGCAUCUUUUUAAUGCACCUCUUCCAUUGUUAUGUGGUGUCUUGCGACAGCUCUGCCCAGCACACCUGCUAAGCUGAGGUGUGCUGAAAGUUCUGUUGAACUCUGUCUUGAACUCUGACCUUAGUAGGCGCAGCAAAUUUCUGUUGAUCUGAAAUGAGAGAUUGAUCAAAACCCAAUUCCAGAACUGCAGGAUAACAAAUUGAGCACAUAUUGAGACCAGCAACAUAUUUGCAUAGCUUUAAUAUAAAGCUCCCAGCAUGGUCUGUGUGGCAACUAGUGUGCUGUGUCCUCUGCAGUGAACACUGUCUGCAUCUAGUUAUUAAUUAAUGUGUAAAUACUCCAGCGAGUGGCUCUCUCAUCUGUACAGAAGUUGCCAUUUCUUUUUGACCCUGUAGAGGGAGCUGUUGACCAAUCUACAGCAAUUCACUGGAAGGCCACUGUAGAAGAUAAAAGCCAUGAAGAGAACACAGCGGCCUAUGUCACCACUGUACAGCAUGUGUGUUGUUUUCUUCCUGCCGCCUCACUCCUUCUGGCUUCAUAAAUGUGUUUUUUUUUUUAUUAUUGUUCAGCUUUUGAAGGAGAAGGAAGUAGAAGUGGUCUAGGAUCCCACUUGUCAUUUAAAAUUUCCAAAGGCACACACAGUGUCUGCGUGCUGUCUGCUGUUAUGUGCACACGCCUGUUUGUUGAGAGUCCAAUACAUUUUUAUUAAUUAGUCAUACUGUGCUUUAAUGAUCUCUUCACUUCAUUGUAACUCAUAUAACGUGCAAAUAAAAACACAUAUUUAGCAAUAAA
Molecule: messenger RNA, 1950 nt
Organism: Micropterus salmoides (largemouth bass)
Lineage: Eukaryota; Metazoa; Chordata; Actinopteri; Centrarchiformes; Centrarchidae
Exons: 8
Coding region: 34-951 (305 amino acids)
Biological process (GO): positive regulation of ERK1 and ERK2 cascade; T cell activation; interleukin-15-mediated signaling pathway
Cellular component (GO): membrane raft; external side of plasma membrane
Molecular function (GO): protein tyrosine kinase binding; MHC class II protein binding
Source: RefSeq, a predicted model, not a curated record